This is a messenger RNA of Penicillium concentricum, 987 nucleotides long. RefSeq names its product arylamine N-acetyltransferase family protein. Gene Ontology annotation, molecular function: acetyltransferase activity. The record is from RefSeq and is a predicted model, not a curated record. Bases 1 to 987 code for a protein of 328 amino acids. The transcript has 2 exons. Lineage: Eukaryota; Fungi; Ascomycota; Eurotiomycetes; Eurotiales; Aspergillaceae.
AUGUCCUCCGACAUCAAUUGGUCUCUCCGGCCAACUUAUUCGCCGGAUCAGUUAAGCCAAUAUUUUGACCGGAUCAACUUCCCCCAAGAGUAUCGGGAGUCGCCUAUAGUCAAGAACGGCCCAGGUAUCGACAACCAAGCCACCUUGUCUUUCUUGGAGGCAUUACAACGGUACCAGCUAGCCGCGGUGCCAUUUGAAAAUCUCAGCCUCCAUUAUUCAGUGCACCGCAAUAUCUCCAUAGAUGUCCAGAGCAUUUUUGAAAAAAUCGUGAAUCCCAAGUCGAAUCGGGGCGGUUACUGCAUGGAGAACAAUGCCCUGUUCGGGACCGUCUUGCGCAGCUUAGGAUACAAUACUACCUCAGUUGGAGGUCGGGUCAACGAAGCCGUACAGCCUAUGUCAGCAUCAAAGAACUGGAAAGGCCCCAAAUAUCAAGGAUGGAACCAUAUGAUCAAUAUUGUUGCCAUCGGCGAGCAAAAGUACCUCAUAGAUGUGGGAUUCGGCUCCAACGGACCACACCGGCCUAUUUCAUUGGUACAUGGUUUCGAAUUCCACAACGUUGGGGAACAGUCUGCGCGGCUGAUCUACGAACCGAUCACUCAACAAACGCUUAAGGGUCAAUCUCUUUGGCAGUAUGAAAUCAACCACGGGGACGAAACGUGGAUACCCGCCUACUGCUUCACCGAGGUCGAGUUCCUUCCUGAAGAUUUCACAAUCAUCAACUACUAUAUGAGUCAAAGCCGAGAGAGCUGGUUCACUUUUCACGUCGUGUGUGUACGAAUGCUUCUAGAUGAUGAGGGUGAGACCAUUGUGGGAGACUUGACGCUAUUCAAUGACACCCUGAAACGGCGUAUUGGAGCAACGUCUGAGGUGUUGCAAUCCUUUGCUUCUGAGGAGGAACGCGUGGUGGCCCUAGAGAAAUAUUUUAAUAUUCAUCUCUCAGGGGCGGAUAAAGCGAAUAUUCGCUAUACUAUCUCAGAGAUUUUAUAG